Ruditapes philippinarum (Manila clam) is the source of this 1617-nucleotide messenger RNA. RefSeq names its product peroxisomal sarcosine oxidase-like. Lineage: Eukaryota; Metazoa; Mollusca; Bivalvia; Venerida; Veneridae. Gene Ontology annotation, molecular function: flavin adenine dinucleotide binding; L-pipecolate oxidase activity; sarcosine oxidase activity. Bases 265 to 1518 code for a protein of 417 amino acids. Gene Ontology annotation, cellular component: peroxisome. The transcript has 9 exons. The record is from RefSeq and is a predicted model, not a curated record.
AACGAUACCGAAAGAAGUUUGUAAGAUAUAAGUGGAGGGAAUACCUGAGAUGAUAGUUUCAUAACAUUUGCGGUCAUGAAAAUUUACAAUAAUUAUCUGGUGGGAUGCAAAGAAAUGUCCUUCCUGUAUGUUAUGAAGUUUAAUAUCACGUGUACAUACCACGUAACUUUGUAUGUAUAUGCAUGUUUAAAAACGACUUUAUGUAAAGUGUUAUCUAUUUUAUGCAAUAUUUUAAAAUGUUUUAAUCCUUUCGUGUCAAGUUGAAUGAUGGAGGGCGCGGAUACAGUUUAUGACGUCAUAGUGGUAGGGGCCGGCGUUGAAGGAUCUUCCACGGCUUAUUAUCUGGCAAAAUGUGGCAGACGAACAAUGCUUUUGGAACAGUUUCCCUUGCCCCAUAGCCGUGGCAGUUCGCACGGACAGUCCCGUAUUACACGGAAAGCAUACGGCGCCAAGGAUUUCUACACGCAGAUGAUGAGUGAGGCAUUUUCUAUGAUUGAUGAGUUACAAAAUGAAUGUGGAGAACAGCUCUUUAUCAACUGUGGCUGUUUAGUUAUUGGUCCAAAAGAUGAUCAUUUUCUGUCCGAGACAAAGAACUGUAUGAAACGAUAUGGUAUUCAACACGAUCAACUUAGUAUUGACGAACAACGCAAAAGGUAUCCGAUGAUGACAUUUCCGGACAAUUAUGAGUUUGUUCUCGACAUGUCAGGAGGGUUUCUUAAGUCUGACAAAAUUUUACAGGGUUUUCAGAGUCAAUUUGUUCGGUAUGGAGGGGUUUUACAUGAUGGGGAACCACUGGUGGAUCUUAAGCCGGGUACCAUAGUGACUGUGCAGACGACAAAAGCAGCCUACCAGGCUCGAAGCGUUGUGUUGACAAUGGGUCCAUGGGCUGGUAAAUUUCUCCCUCGUAUUGGGCUUAACGUACCAUUGCAGCCGCAGAAAAUUACAGUAUGUUACUGGAAGGACAAACAUGGCAGAAAUGACUUCAACAUUGAUAAUUUCCCGACGUUCACAAUGAACGGUGCUGCCGGUAAACACCAUAUUUACGGUCUCCCAGGAAAUGAAUAUCCAGGACUGGUCAAAAUAUGUCUUCAUACGGGUCCAAAUAUUGAUCCGGAUAACAGGGACGGCGUGGACAAUGCCUGGGUUUUAGACGUUAUGAAGUUAGUUAUUGCCUCUCAUUUUCCAUCUCUGGAAAGAGAGCCAAGUAUUGUAGAAUCCUGCAUUUAUACGGUGAUAAGUAUCUCACAUGUUCUUAAUCUAUUAUUACAAUAUUAUAAAACACAUAUAUGCCCUUUCUACAAAAUGGUCAGGCUUGGCAGGGAGAUCAAAAGGAAACCAAGUGACGCCGAUUCACCACAAAGUGGAAAAAACAUAGUUAUAGGAGCUGGAUUUUCUGGUCACGGGUUCAAGUUGUCGCCUGUUGUUGGCAAGGUGCUGGCACAGUUAGCAACAGGACAGGAUCCUUCAUACGACCUAUCACAUUUCAAGAUCGGCAGAUUCUUUCAAACUAAACUGUAAACAUUUGUGCAGUAACCUACCUACACAUAUCCGUGUACUGUGCGUAUAAUUUACCGAGUUAUAUCAGUAUAAAACUUGAUUUGAGUGAGUGAAAGGAGU